GGCCCACUAAGAAGGGGCAAUUUGGUCUUUCAAAGAAUGAGGAAUUGGGACGAUAAUCAUAAUCCCCAGCACUCUCACUGUCUUCUUCGGUCUAAAACUUAGAACCAUUCUCCGCGGGCUCAGGGUUUAAGGACAAAUUUCUCUUCUCUAAAACCCUAAAAUUAUGCCCUCUCAAUCCUUCUCUCGUGGCCUUACCUCCCCACUUCUCGGAUUACAAGAUGCCCGUUCUCGUUUUCAUCAAAUGCAAUUGGGAAACCCAGUUUCGCCAAGGAGACCACGAGUGCAGCUUGAAUUCUCAUCCAAGUGUAAUGUGUUGAAGAGGAAGAGAUGGGCGUUCGUGUGUGUGGCUAAUUCUAACAAAAGCCCUCAGCUGGAAUCAUCUGGAGAGGAAAAUCAUGUUCUGUAUGUUAGUAGAUUGAAUGGAGUGGAGCCCUUUCAUGGGAAAUGUGGUUCUGUCUCAUUUCAUGGUCUGUCUCACCAGUUGGUAGAAGAGGGUAAAUUGAUGUCAUCUCCUUUUAGAGAAGAAAAGGGCUCUAUCCUUUGGGUACUGGCUCCUGCUGCGUUUAUCUCUUCUUUGAUUCUGCCUCAAGUUUUCCUUGGCGGUCUAAUUGAGGCUUUCUUCAAGAAUGGAAUUCUCGUAGAAAUUGUGAGUUCAUUGGUGUUUGAAGUCUUGUUUUAUGUUGGAGUCGCGACAUUCCUGCUCGUUACAGAUCGUGUUCAAAGACCAUACUUACAAUUCAGCUCGAAGAGAUGGAGCCUCAUUACAGGCCUUAGAGGAUACUUGUCAACAGCUUUCUUCAUUGCUGGCUUUAAGGUUGUAGCUCCACUAUUUGCUGUCUAUGUAACUUGGCCGAUGAUUGGGCUGCCUGCGCUUGUUGCAGUGUUCCCUUUUCUGGUUGGUUGUAUCGUUCAGUUAGCAUUUGAAACCCAUCUUGAUAGGCGUGGCUCCGCUUCUUGGCCACUUGUUCCAAUCAUUUUUGAGGUAUAUAGGCUUUACCAGUUGACGAAAGCUGCCCAUUUUAUGGAGAGCUUGAUGUUCCAAAUGAGAGGGCUUCCGACGUCUCCAGAGUUGUUGGAAAAAAGUGGAGCUCUUUUCGCUAUGAUGAUAACCUUUCAAAUCUUAGGGGUGGUAUGUCUCUGGUCGUUGAUGACUUUCCUUUUGAGGCUUUUUCCUUCCAGACCCGUGGCAGAGAAUUACUAGUGUUAACUUGUUACAUUGUGUACAUUUUGUUACAAGUAGUUGUUGAACGUUUAUCAUAAUUUGUUGUUCAAUGAGCUCCAUAUUGUUGUAUCCCCAUCAAUUGAUAUCGACAACCUUUCUGAUCUCAAGCUGAAGGAAAGAUAGGACUUGACGUCCUGUUUCACA
Molecule: messenger RNA, 1366 nt
Organism: Cucumis melo (muskmelon)
Lineage: Eukaryota; Viridiplantae; Streptophyta; Magnoliopsida; Cucurbitales; Cucurbitaceae
Exons: 5
Coding region: 164-1201 (345 amino acids)
Cellular component (GO): chloroplast
Source: RefSeq, a predicted model, not a curated record